AUGGCGAGCGCGGCGGCGCUGCCGCUGCCCCCGGCGGCGCGGGCGCCCCCUGGCGGCGGCGGCGGCGGCGCGGCGGCGCCGGGGGGCGGCGCCGAGGGCGGCGGCGCCGAGGGCGGCGAGGGGCUGUUCGUGGCGCUGGGCGCGGGGCUCGCCGCCCUCAGCCACCCGCUGCUCUACGUCAAGCUGCUCGUCCAGGUUGGGCACGAGCCACUACCUCCAACUGUUGGAAGAAAUGUGCUGGGAAGAAAAGUACUGUACCUGCCUGGCUUCUUCACUUAUGCCAGACACAUCGUGGAAGUAGAUGGGAAAAAAGGCCUCUUCCGCGGUCUUACUCCUCGGCUCAUCUCAAGCACUUUAUCCACUAUCACCAGGGGGAGCGUGAAGAAGGCUUUUCCACUGGAGGACAUGGAGCAUGUUUCUAACAAGGAUGAUGUGAAGACUUCCCUUAGGAAAGUGGUGAAAGAGACAUCUCAUGAGAUGAUGAUGCAGUGCGCGUCCCGGGUUGUCUCACAUCCCCUGCAUGUGAUCUCUAUGCGCUGCAUGGUCCAGUUCGUAGGCCGGGAAGUCAAAUACAGCGGUGUGUUCAGCGCCAUUGGCAGGAUAUUUAAGGAAGAAGGGAUCCUGGGAUUCUUCGUUGGUUUAGUCCCUCACAUCCUGGGGGAUGUCAUCUUCCUCUGGUGCUGCAACCUCUUGGCUCACUUCAUCAACACAUACGCAGUGGACGAUAAUUUCAGCCAGGCAGCAGUGAUCCGGAGCUACACAAAGUUCGUCAUGGGGAUCGCUGUGAGUAUGCUGACAUACCCCUUCCUUCUCGUGGGAGAUCUCAUGGCAGUUAACAACUGCGGGUUGCGUGCUGGCCUCCCUCCCUAUGCUCCUGCCUUUACAUCUUGGAUCCACUGCUGGAGGUACCUCAGGGCUCAGGGCCAGUUGUUCCGCGGCUCCAGCCUGCUCUUCCGCAGAGCGCCCGCGCAAGCGACCUGCUUCCCCAUCGAUUAACUCCCCUGGCUUGUGGGGAGAGAUGAUCAACUUGGACUCCACAAGAAACCCUAAGCUUGUUUUGAUAUAUACAUUUUUUUUCUUUUCAAUCCCAAGUCCACAGUGCCAGAACAAGCCACCUCCUCUCCAGCAAGGCCAGUGAUAAACUGGCCUGCAGAGAGCUGGCUUCAGACUGCAGCUGGGCCAAAGCCCCGUCUUCACAGCUAACUCAACUGUGGUGUGUAGCAGAGAAAGCAGAAGGGAGUUGGCUGUUUGGUCCAGGCUGUUGAUCUGGAGUAACUGGAGCAGCCUGUUUUAAAGUGGAAUAUGCCCAGGUACUAAACAAACCAGCCCCGAGACAUUUGCUGAGACCCAGUGCAGGGACAAAAGACUGCUUUGCUCUGCUGUAGCUGAGAAGAGACAAAGAUCCAAGGCUGCUGUGCUGGGAAAGCCAUGCUAACACGUCUGCCAUCUCAUCCCUUCUGGGCAAGUGUUCGUGUGACUGGUAGCUCCUCCUGGACAAGAUCAACCCCAGGAUCAAAUCUAAAGGUUUUGUGAGUACCUGAGCACUAAGGAACCCACCACCUCCUGUGGGCAUGAAAGGGAAAUAAUACUGAAACAGAUAAGGGAAACAGCAUCCUAAAGAGGCAGAUAAAAUUUGUGUCCACGAUGGUGUUGGGACAUGAACUAAAAUGAAGGCAGCACUCAGGGAGGAUGUGCCCUGUGCCAGUAACUGCCUUUUGCAGUGGUCUGGUUCAGUGGGAUCAGCUGUAGUUAAGAUAUAACCAUUGAUGCUCAGUCCUGCCGAGUAUAACCCAGACAAGCAGGGUGUAAAUAUGCCUAAGAGUGAGGCAGGUCUGAACAUCACCACUUCACCUGAUGGACAAGGAGCUGUGCAAUACUGUGCUGGGCUGCUGCAUGAUAUUUUGCUGCUGACAGGCAGGAAACAAGAGGGCUCACCUUGCAAUAUGGACAUUAGGUCUGUUACUGUCUGGAAUAAAGGAAUAGACCUUUAGCUGGCCAGAGACUAGAGACAUCAGAGUCAGGGGCUCUUCACACAUGCAAGGACUUGGAAAUGCUCAGAUGCAGUUGGGCCUUUGCAUAGCAGAGCCUGCCUGCAACAGCAGGGCAGGAUUUAUCUUCAACUCCCCAGACAGCAUUUUUUGCACCAGCCUGUGCUAUUACUAUAGCCAGGCAGACUUCUGCCAUUUCAGUUCCCCUCUUACUGCACAAAGCAGUCUUUUGCAUCCAGUUCAGCAGGUUGCUGUACUUCUGUCCUGGGACCUGGAAGGAGCUUUUGGGGGCCAACAGCAGGUUCCCAUGUGCUGCUAACAUACACUGAUGCCCUGACUGGCAGCCCCAGGGUAUUUACUGGGUAUUUCUCCUGUGUACUGAGUGACUUCAGUUCUCGAUACCUGCAGGGAUUUGAGAGGUAGCUGGAGUCGCAUCCCACAUGUGUCCUUUGGGUACUCAGCCUGCUGCCGUUGCGCAGAGGCUUUACUCCAACAGAUGGGCUUGAUCUGCACCUCUAGGCCAGGGCCUGUGGGACACAGUGACAGGGUUUGUGUGCUGGGACCAGCAGUCCUGAGCCCAGCUCCCUUCAGUGUCAUGUGGUCAGUCCAGUCCUUCCUUUCCCCCUCAGCCUUCCUCCAGUACAGCUGAUGUUACAGUCACACAAGUAAAAUAAUGCAUGAUCCUAUUCCGUAACAUAAGAGAUUAUUUCAAAGAGGAUUUAACUAUGCUCUGAAAUACAGCUAUAAAAAACUUC
Molecule: messenger RNA, 2743 nt
Organism: Rhea pennata
Lineage: Eukaryota; Metazoa; Chordata; Aves; Rheiformes; Rheidae
Gene: MTCH1
Product: mitochondrial carrier 1
Exons: 12
Coding region: 1-996 (331 amino acids)
Biological process (GO): positive regulation of apoptotic process
Cellular component (GO): mitochondrion; membrane
Source: RefSeq, a predicted model, not a curated record